This is a messenger RNA of Penicillium waksmanii, 642 nucleotides long. RefSeq lists its product as uncharacterized. The transcript is spliced from 3 exons. NCBI's taxonomy places the organism in Eukaryota, Fungi, Ascomycota, Eurotiomycetes, Eurotiales, Aspergillaceae. The coding region runs from base 1 to 642 and encodes 213 amino acids. The record is from RefSeq and is a predicted model, not a curated record.
AUGGCAGAAGACGACGAUCAGGAUAUUUUUGACUCACUGGAACGCGAGGCAUCGGAGUUUACCAAGGAUGCGGAGAUCGACCGCAUUCGCAAUGCAUUUUCCCUUGAUUCAUAUGCCGUGCUAGACCUCCAGCCGGGUGUUCCUGACAAGGACAUCAAGGUCCAAUACCGGAAAAAGUCCCUCCUGAUCCACCCCGACAAAACCAAGAACCCCGCCGCACCCGAUGCUUUCGAUCGGUUGAAGAAGGCACAAACCGCCCUGCUCGAUGAAAAACAGCGCACAUACCUGGAUGAGUGCAUUGCCGAUGCGCGGCGGCUGCUGAUCCGUGAACACAAGUACACGUUGGACUCACCGGAACUCAAGACGGAAGAAUUCAAGGUGGAAUGGCGCCAGAAGACCACCCAUGUCUUGCUAGAGGAAGAAGCUCGGCGGCGGCGACAGGUCAAGGCUCGCAUGCAAGAAGAGGGUCGAGAACAGCGCAAGGAAGAGGAGGAGCUGGAGGCGCGUAAGCGCAAGCGUGAUAAUGACAAGGCAUGGGAGAACACUCGGGAGGAACGCAUUGGGACCUGGCGAGACUGGCAAAAGGGUCGCAAAGGAGAUGAUAAGACGAAGAAGAAGAAAAAGAUGAAGGUUCUCGGCUGA